Messenger RNA from Saccostrea cuccullata (small rock oyster), 1720 nucleotides. RefSeq lists its product as uncharacterized. NCBI's taxonomy places the organism in Eukaryota, Metazoa, Mollusca, Bivalvia, Ostreida, Ostreidae. Gene Ontology annotation, molecular function: zinc ion binding. The record is from RefSeq and is a predicted model, not a curated record. The transcript has a single exon. The coding region runs from base 5 to 1696 and encodes 563 amino acids.
UAAAAUGGACCCCAGACUUUCUGCCCAGGACAUCAUUAGAUGUACCGUCUGUAAAGAUAAAAUUGUACAAAUGUACUGUAACUUAUGUCCUAUGAAUCUCUGUAAGGAUUGUGUUGGGGAACACAUCUCUGAUGUCUCUAAAAAACAUGAUGUGGUGCCUCUUGCUUUGAGAAGAUCCAAACUUGUGUACCCUCUUUGUCAAACUCAUUCUGAAGAGAACUGUGAAAUGCUAUGUGAAGAUUGCAACAUUCCAGCAUGUCCAAAAUGUGUUAUAUCCCCUACACAUAAGAGACAUCAUUUCAAAAGUCUUAAAGAUCUCAUGAACUCUAAGAAAGAGAACAUUGAAAAGGAAAGAAAAAGACUGAAAGAAACAGUUUACUCAACAUUUGAAGAAAUUGUUACUGACAUAGAAACCCGGUUAGCUGAAAUAGACGGAAAAUAUGAGAAACUUACAUUAGAGGUCACAAAACAUGGAGAAGAAUGGCACAGAGAAAUUGACAAAGUUAUAGAGAAAAACAAGGAAGAUAUCAACGAUAAGAAAAACCAACAUAGAGAUGCCCUUAAUCAACAUCUAAAUGAUAUAAAGAAACUUGCUGCUGAUAUCAGACAGUCUAUAUUAGAAACUGAAGACAUUUUACAAUCCAAAGAGGUAAUUAAAUCACUCUCCUAUGAAAUAAAAUCAGAAAAAUUCACCAAACUACCAUCCAAACUGAUCGUUAAGUUUCCUGAGUUUACAGAAAAUAAUAAUAGAGAUCAAUGUUCUCAGUUAUUUGGUUCAUUAUCAUCGUUAUCCAUUACAACUAAAGAAGAUGGCUACACAAUGAAGACACCAGAAGCUGUAUCCUGUCCUCCAGUCAAACCACUGCUUAAUGAACCAGAGCUCAUCACCACCAUAGACACUGGGUAUGACAAAGUAUACAGUGUUACCUGUCUCAGUGAUGAAGAAAUCUGGACACAUGGAAAAGACAAAAUCAUGAAACUCUACAACCUCCAGGCUAAACUACUGAAGUCAAUCCAAAGCAAGUCAGGGAAUGUGCCACGUGACAUAGCAGUGACAAGGACUGGAGAUCUAGUUUAUACUGACCGUGAUACAAGAACUGUAAACAUAGUGAAGAAUGACCAGAUACAGGAAGUGAUCAGACUACAGGGGUGGGUACCUCUCUAUAUUUGUAGUACCUCCUCUGGUGACCUCCUGGUUAUCAUGGUCAGUGAUGAUAAUAAACAAUCAAAAGUUGUCCGUUACUCUGGUUCCACAGAAAAACAAACCAUUCAGUUUGAUAGUGAAAGUAAACCUCUGUAUUCAUCUGGCGGCCUUAAAUACAUCAGUGAGAACAGGAACCUGGAUAUCUGUGUGGCUGACUAUAAAGCCAGUGCAGUAGUGGUGGUUAAUCAGGCAGGAAAACUCCGAUUUAGAUACAUUGGUCAUCCCUCUACUUUCAUGGGAUCAUUCUAUCAUUUUUUCUUUAAAAAGGAAUCAUUUUAUCCCUGCGGUAUCACAACAGACAGCCAGAGUCAGAUUCUGACAGCAGACCGUGACAACGACUGUAUCCAUAUCCUAGAUCAGGAUGGACAGUUCCUCCGCUACAUUGAUAUAUGUGGUCUACAGAGACUAUGGGGUUUAUGUGUAGACACCAGAGACAACCUCUUUGUGGCUGAGCAUGACGGUGGUAGAGUGAAGAAAAUCAAAUAUAUGUAAACAAUUUGUGAUAAAGGUUCAUUC